Molecule: messenger RNA, 960 nt
Organism: Caenorhabditis remanei
Lineage: Eukaryota; Metazoa; Nematoda; Chromadorea; Rhabditida; Rhabditidae
Exons: 6
Coding region: 1-960 (319 amino acids)
Source: RefSeq, a predicted model, not a curated record
AUGCUGCCAAUAUUUCUAUUUUUCUUCCUCCUGGUGGUAUCAGCUGAACUUGACUACGGCUACCAGACCGGACAUAUUUCAAUGAAAGAUUCGGAGAUUACUAUCCUGAUUAACUCCACUUUUGAGAUUAUUGAGGAUUUUGAUAAUGAUACCGAAGUCACUUCCACGACUACAACAGGAACCACCACGCCGCCUGCCAAAAUCCCAAUGAGAAUGAAAAAACUCCGCCCCUCGAACACAGGUGCUCCCUGCCAAAAAUACUCAGAAGCUGAAAAAUAUCAGCUCUUGGAAUCCGCUGGCGGAAGGAAUCAAUUGUUCAUGGCGGAUUCUGUGGAGGAGGCCGCGCAAAACUUCGCGGACUCUUUUACCAUCUCGAAUCCUAUUAGUGCUACUUUAGAGGAUGCGGUUUUUGUGGACGGAGUGCAACAGCCAUCCCCCAACUGUGACGCCCGUUGCCAAAUGAUAAAAUCCGCCUUAACACAAGAGAUCACUCGUCGUUCCAACCAAUCCUCCACACCCUCCACAUCUCCACUCCGUCAAGUUUUCAGCCGAAUCCGUGCUUCAGUUUUCAGUGACGCCCCGCCCACCGGCGGUUGCUCACUGGGGAAUUUCAUUCCGGUGGGAACAUGUACUGACUUGGGAGAGAGUGUCGACGGAGGGACACAUGAAUCGUUGUGUUCAGAAUGUCGUGGAUUGUAUAUGUUGAGUGCAAACUGUUUUCCGAAGAUUUUCAACACGGUUCAGUGUAAUUCACAGGAGAUGGGAUGCAUUUUUGACACGUUCACAGAUAAAGCCCAUGGCCAAUGCGGCGUCCAAACACUAUCAUUCAAAGUUUUGCGGAAUAACGGCGACGAGAAUUGCGAAGAUUGGAUAGUGGAGCAGAUUCAGCUCCCCGUCGCGUGUCAGUGCUCGCUGAGCAAGAGCUCAUUCCUUCGAGCCAAACCGACAAAGGAGUUGUGA